UCUCACUCAUCCAUCAUUAUACGCACAAACACACUCUCUCCUCUCCUCUCUCUCAUUCUAUUCUAUUCUAUUCUUUCAAUUUGUAAUUUCAAGAAGACUUACCUUGAAGUUGUUGCUGCUGUUGUUGCGGUUGUGAUGAAGAUUCCGCUUUUCUAUUUCCUUCUCAACGCCACUUAAAUUCAAUUCGAUCACGGCGUAUCGUAAUCAAUAAGAGAACCGAUAUUUUGUUCAUAGCUACAAAUAUCGGUUUUUGAGGUAAGAGAUGGUGGCAGAGUCGUGGCUCCGGGGUCUAUGGAAAUCGUCAAAAAAGCAUGAAAUUGGCCAAGAAAAGGUUCGGAUCGGAGUGUUGGCUUUUGAAGUAGCUAGUUUGCUAUCCAAGCUAGUUCAUCAAUGGAAUUCGCUUAACGAUAAACAAGUUGCCAAGUUAAGGGACGAGAUUAGUAACUCAGUAGGUAUUAAAAAGCUUGUUUCGGAUGAUGAUGGUUAUAUAGUUGACUUAAUUUGUGCUGAAAUGUUGCAUACUUUGGAAAAUGUUGCGAGAGUUGUGACUCGGCUUGCUAAAAAAUGCAGUGAACCCCUUUUGAAAUGCUUUGAGCGUGCAUUCGACGAUUUGGUUAAAACCGGGGUUGAUCAGUAUCAAUGGCAGAUGAGUAGGAAAAAGAUGAACAAGAAAAUUAAAAAGAUGGAAAAGUUUAUUUACAUCAAUGCAAGUUUGUAUCAAGAAAUGGAAACGCUUUCGGAACUUGAACAAAUUUUGAGGAGGAUGAAGAGCAAUGAGGAACAAGAUAGCAUAAUUUUAGUUGAAUAUACGAAGAAGCUUUCGUGGCGGCAGCAAGAAGUUAAACGAUUAAAAGAGAUGUCGUUGUGGAACAAGAGUCAUGAUUACGUGGUUUACCUUCUUGCAAGGUCCAUUUUCACUAUUUUUAGUAGAAUUGGACAUGUAUUUGGGAUUAACCAUGUGUUGCCUCUUGCAGCUGAUCACUCUGAUUCGUUAGAUUCUGAUCAUAUGAAUCGAAAUCAAUCUGUAUCUUCAUUGCUUCACUCUUCCAUUCAUCCCUCAGAGUAUAAGAUUGGAAGGUUUUCAUCUGGGCCUUUGGGAGACAAGAUUUCUAGAUCGGGUCCGAUUUCAAGAACUCAUAAUGUAAAUACUUUCCAUUCAGGCCCACUUGGUAGUUCAAUCCCUUAUUCUGGUAAAAAUCGAAACAUCACUUACUCUGGCCCUAUUGGGAGGUCGACACCAAAGUCAUCUUCAAAGUCAGGUCCUAUAGCUCGUGUGACAAAAACCGGGCUGAAGUUAUGGCAGGGAAAGAGUGCUACGCCAAAUCGUUUGAGCACCACUGGACCUUUUAAAGGAUGCAUGGUCGGUGGGAACGGUUCUCCUGUCAUGCAUUGUCAUGUAAGUUCAAAUGCUACUUGUUCUGCAACUCCACAAAGAAUUGAUGAAGAAUCGGAUGUUGAGGUUUGCUCCAAACAGAAAAUCUUUGAUGCCCCUCUAGAUACUCUCGGUGCUUCUGCUCUAGCAUUACAUUAUGCUAAUGUUAUUAUUGUACUUGAGAAACUUGUGGCAUCUCCUCACUUAAUUGGUCAUGAUGCUAGAGAUGAUUUAUACAAUAUGUUACCAAAGAAUGUUAAAAGUGCUCUUAGAGGGAGAUUAAAACCGUAUGCAAAAAGCUUGGCUUCAUCAGAUUAUGAUACAGGUUUGGCAGAAGAAUGGAAUGAGGCUAUAUCAGCGACUUUAGAAUGGUUAUCACCACUCGCUCAUAAUAUGAUAAGAUGGCAAUCCGAGAGGAGUUUUGAGCAACAAAAUUUGCUUUCCAAGACGAAUGUGCUUCUUGUACAAACUUUGCAUUAUGCAAAUCAAGAAAAGACUGAAGCUACUAUAAUAGAACUGCUUGUUGGUCUUAAUUAUAUAUGGCGGUUUGGUAGAGAACUCAAUGCAAAAGCUAUGUUGGAGUGUGAAAGUGGUGGAGUAAUUGUUGAUACUAAUAAUGAUUCGGUAAAUUUGGUGAAUUAAUUAGCAGCAUGGUCAGCUUAUUGGCAAUGACAAUCGGUCUCUUUCCUAAAGGCACAGAGACCCGUUUCAUGAGCCGUUUGCAAGUAGAUUCUCAAGAACCAUGAUCAAACGGUUCAAACCAUGUGGUUAAUACUUAAAAGGUAAUGUUCAACGAUUCUAUAAAUACUUGUUUUCUAAAAGGGCAGUGUUGAUGACUGUUGACCUUUUGGCAUAGAAUUGAUAUAUGGGUAUUUGCUUGUCAGGUGAGUUUCUUAUUGUAGAUGUAUAGAUAAAUAUGAAAUCACAUUUUUAAGAAUGUGGAUUUCACCCUAUAAGAGUUUUUACUUGUGAAAUAUAAGAUGUUUGAAGUUGAGCAA
Erigeron canadensis is the source of this 2370-nucleotide messenger RNA. RefSeq lists its product as uncharacterized. The coding region runs from base 263 to 2014 and encodes 583 amino acids. Gene Ontology annotation, biological process: positive regulation of growth. Lineage: Eukaryota; Viridiplantae; Streptophyta; Magnoliopsida; Asterales; Asteraceae. The transcript has 2 exons. The record is from RefSeq and is a predicted model, not a curated record.